Penicillium crustosum is the source of this 180-nucleotide messenger RNA. RefSeq lists its product as uncharacterized. The record is from RefSeq and is a predicted model, not a curated record. NCBI's taxonomy places the organism in Eukaryota, Fungi, Ascomycota, Eurotiomycetes, Eurotiales, Aspergillaceae. The transcript has a single exon. Bases 1 to 180 code for a protein of 59 amino acids.
AUGGGCGAGGGACUGGGAGACGGCACCUUGGAGAAGUGGGCAUUUGGGAGAAUUGGGGUACUGGCCAGUUCGCUGGAUGGCUUGGCCGCCGUCGGGCUCGAAGUGGGCCAGCACGGGGGGUCGAGGGGGCACACCCUUCCCAUGGAGGGGGAGGGGGCUUUCGAUGGGGGAUCCUUCUAG